This is a messenger RNA of Daucus carota subsp. sativus, 1388 nucleotides long. RefSeq names its product ubiquitin-conjugating enzyme E2 32. NCBI's taxonomy places the organism in Eukaryota, Viridiplantae, Streptophyta, Magnoliopsida, Apiales, Apiaceae. Bases 78 to 1073 code for a protein of 331 amino acids. The record is from RefSeq and is a predicted model, not a curated record. The transcript is spliced from 5 exons.
GCAAAGUGACAGGUAAGCAGAGGUCAACGAAGACUCAUUCCGCGUGUCCACACUUUGUGUUGUGUGUAUACAUUUUUAUGCGUUGUAUCUAUACAUUUAUUUAUCACUUUCGUUUCUGUUAUCGGAAAAAUUAUCAGGCGCGGUUAGAUCUAAAAAUGGCGGAUGAGAAAUACAAUCGCAAAAAUCCAUCGGUGAAGAGGAUUUUGCAGGAGCUGAAAGAGAUGCAGAAUGAUCCUUGCGAUGAUUUCAUGAGUCUUCCUCUCGAGGAGAACAUUUUUGAAUGGCAGUUUGCAAUCAGGGGACCUAGUGAAACAGAAUUUGAGGGAGGAAUAUAUCAUGGAAGAAUUCAGUUGCCAUCAGAAUACCCUUUUAAGCCUCCUUCAUUUAUGCUAUUGACUCCGAAUGGCCGAUUUGAAACCCAAACCAAGAUAUGUUUAAGCAUAUCAAAUCAUCAUCCUGAGCACUGGCAACCAUCAUGGAGUGUUCGUACAGCUUUAACAGCACUAAUCGCAUUUAUGCCCACCAAUCCAAAUGGUGCAUUGGGUUCAUUGGAUUAUAAGAAAGAAGAAAGGCGUGUUCUUGCACUUAAGUCUCGUGAGGCUGCACCAAAGUUUGGGAAUCCUGAACGUCAAAAGCUAAUUGAUGAGAUUCAUGAAUGUAUGCUGAGCAAAGCACCACCCGUUCCUGAACUUGGUUCUGCCCAGGAUGCUGAAGAAGACUCUACAGUGGAAGAGGCAGAUCCUCAACUUACUGCUGUGCAAGCUGAAACUGAAGAAGUCCAUAAUCCUGUUGUAGAUAAUAUAGAUGAUAGGAUUGUCGAGCAACAAGAUGACGCUCCUUUAAAUGCAAACCCUGUCUCUGAAAGAAUUGUGGUGGCAAGACAGGUCACUACCGGGGGCCCAAGCGAGCAGCAUCAGCUGCUGCAGAGGCCAGCGACUAGAGUUCAGAGGUCAGCGGAUGAUCGGCUGUUCACGUUAGCUGCUGUAGGAUUGACCAUUGCUAUUGCUUAUCUUCUUGUGAAAAAGUUCUUAAAGGCUAGUGAAUUUGGUACCGUCUUCAUGGAUGGGUCGUAAAGAUAUUACAGCGGAGGUGAAUAUGAACUUCAAGCAACUCUUUUGUUCACGGAUAGGAAAGUCUCUAAUUUGUAUAGCUCUUUCCUUUUAUAUUCAGUAAUAUAGACCCAACCUAAUGGGAACUGUGAAUCCUUUUGUGUGUGGCUUUAGGUUGUGCUUGUCAAUAGUUAUUGCCGAACAGUGUGGACUGGCAGAAAAUUCUGAGUCAGGUAUCCCAUAUACAUUACUUGUAUGUACCAAAAUAAUAGUUUGUGCCAGUUGUAUCGGGCUUUAUGUUUUUCGAAUAUUAUGAUGCGUUACCAGUUUACAACAUCA